GGAGAGAAUCGCUUGGGACGUUCGGAGGCAGAGCAGGGGCUGGCCCUCGACGCGCUCGGGCUCGAUUAGCCAACCUCCCUCAGCUGCUGUAACGGUCGCGGAGGCGGGGCUCGAGCUGAGCCGGGCCGGGCUGGGCGGGCUGCUGGUGGGAGGCGGCGUCUGAGGAAGAUGAAGAUCCAGUGUGGGACAGGAGACUCAUUGAGUGAUCAUUUCAUUGAGAUCAACUUGAAUGACCAGGUGUAAAGUGCAAGAGUAUAUGCUAUGACUGAGGCAAAAUGCCAGCAUUACAAGAAAAAACGAAUGGAGCAACAAGAAAAUAUUGCUGCUUUGCAAAAGCAUGUCUAUAGAUUAAAAAAGGAGGAAGAAGAGCGCAUUGUCACUCAAAACAGAGUGUUUGCCUGUCUCUGCAAAAGAGUUCCUCAUACCGUCUUGGAUAGACAGUUGCUUUGCUUGAUUGAUUACUAUGAAUCUAAAAUUAGAAAAAUCCAUACACAAAGGCAAUAUAAAGAAGAUGAAAGUCUGUCAGAAGAAGAAAAAGACUACAGAAAUCUGGAUGCCUCACCAACUUAUAAAGGCCUUCUAAUGUCAUUACAGAAUCAACUGAAGGAAUCAAAUUCUAAGAUUGAUGCACUUUUAAGUGAAAAACUGAACCUCCAAAAAGAUUUGGAAACCAGGCCCACACAACAUGAAUUAAGACUUUAUAAACAACAGGUGAAGAAACUGGAAAAAGCCCUUAAGAAAAACAUCAAAUUGCAGGAGCUUAUUAGUGAUAAAAAGGCUGAGGACACAGAGAAAAGAGAUGAGCCCAGCAAAUAUAACCAGCAACAGGCCCUAAUUGACCACAGAUACUUUCAGGUGCUGUGUAGCAUCAAUUCAAUUAUUCACAAUCCAAGAGCUCCAGUAAUAAUUUAUAAACAGAGCAAAGGAGGAGCCCAAAAUUUUAAUAAAGAUCUUAUUCAAGAUUGUGGAUUUGAGCAUCUUGUUCCUAUAAUAGAAAUGUGGGCAGAUCAACUGACAUCCCUAAAGGAUUUGUAUAAGUCCUUGAAAAUACUAUCUGCAGAACUGGUGCCUUGGCAUAAUUUAAAGAAGCAGGAUGAAAAUGAAGGUAUCAAAGUUGAAGAUUUGUUGUUUAUAGUAGAUACCAUGUUGGAAGAAGUUGAAAAUAAGGAAAAGGACAGCAAUAUGCCAAACUUUAAAACAUUGCAAGCUAUUGUCUCUCACUUCCAGAAAUUAUUUGAUGUGCCUUCUUUAAAUGGAGUCUAUCCCCGAAUGAAUGAAGUUUAUACUAGACUUGGAGAAAUGAACAAUGCUGUGAGAAACCUCCAAGAACUCUUAGAAUUAGAUAGUUCAUCCUCGUUGUGUGUGCUGGUAAGCACAGUUGGAAAAUUGUGUAGGCUGAUUAAUGAGGAUGUGAAUGAGCAGGUUAAGCAGGUAUUAGGACCUGAAGACCUCCAAAGCAUUAUCAACAAAUUGGAAGAACAUGAGGAAUUUUUCCCAGCAUUUCAGGCAUUUACUUAUGAUCUACUUGAAAUCUUAGAAAUUGAUGACUUGGAUGCCAUUGUACCUGCAGUAAAGAAAUUAAAAGUACUUUCAUACUGAAAACAUACCAAAUCAUUUUUACUGUGUAAAUUGCAUUCUUAACAUUUUGUAUUUUGUAGAAUUGAUCUUAUUUUGAGACAAGGGCUAUAAAGUGUAUUUGCUCUCAGAAUUCAUCCCCUUCUUAGUAUUGGGUAAUUCUCCAUCUAUAUAAUUUUUUAUUAACUUUAAGAUUCUUAUACGGAAAAUAGUUGCUAAGUUAAAAUAGUAAAUCAAUUUAGGUCCCUUAAUCAUUUCUUAAGCAAUUCUUGAGUACUUAAAAUUUAAGGUUGUUUUAAAGUAAAAUUUGUGAGUAAAAGAGGAACCCAAGUAAGUUCAGGGUUUAGUGACCUUUGGGUCAGGGCAAAAGGCUUGCCAAUGGCUAAGUCCAGGCACUAGGAAGCUACUGCUCUCCUAGCAAGAAUUAAUUGGCAUAUUCUAUUUAGAUAUCCCUCAUGGCAACUGCCCUUUCAAAGCAGGAGGAAGAAAAGGAAGAAAGAAAAAAUGUUUUAUCAUUUAUGUUAGGGUAGGAAAUGAAUCAUGGGAUAAAAUAGAUGAAUAGAUGAGUAGUCCUCAUAAAAAAAGUGUCUUUUUUGCAAUCUUGAUGUAAUGCACUUUUUAUAAGGACAUGAGAUCUUAAAUAAAAUUUUGUAAAGAAUUUCCAAAC
Messenger RNA from Propithecus coquereli (Coquerel's sifaka), 2242 nucleotides. It is a transcript of the gene CEP70, whose product is annotated as centrosomal protein 70kDa. Lineage: Eukaryota; Metazoa; Chordata; Mammalia; Primates; Indriidae. Bases 262 to 1599 code for a protein of 445 amino acids. The record is from RefSeq and is a predicted model, not a curated record. The transcript has 14 exons. Gene Ontology annotation, biological process: cilium assembly; regulation of microtubule cytoskeleton organization. Gene Ontology annotation, molecular function: gamma-tubulin binding. Gene Ontology annotation, cellular component: centrosome.